AAAAUAAGUCAGUCUGAAACUACUUAUAAUCAAUUUUAAAAAUCUAUUAAUUAAAAAUGAAAUUUUUAAACAUUUUAUGUUUAUUACUGUUGGGUUUAGUGUCCCUUACUUCGGCCCAAAAUUGUGAAGCCAGUCCAAGUAAUCCCUCUUGUUCUGGGGGUCGUAAUUGGGGUCGUUGGGGUCGUGGUUGUUCGGCUCGUAAUCUAUGGUAUUACAAUUCUAAUGCCAAUAUGUGUUUCCAAUUCGUUUACUUUGGCUGUGGAGGCAAUGAGAAUCGUUGGUGUAACCGUGCUGUCUGUGAGCAAAGAUGUCGUCGUCGUUAAGUUUGAUUGUUAUUCGAAUUUGAUUACUAUUUUAUCUGCUUAUCAGUGAAUAAUAAAUAAUAUAUUUGGCAAAUUUAAAA
Molecule: messenger RNA, 403 nt
Organism: Lucilia cuprina (Australian sheep blowfly)
Lineage: Eukaryota; Metazoa; Arthropoda; Insecta; Diptera; Calliphoridae
Product: male accessory gland serine protease inhibitor-like
Exons: 2
Coding region: 57-323 (88 amino acids)
Molecular function (GO): serine-type endopeptidase inhibitor activity
Source: RefSeq, a predicted model, not a curated record